Messenger RNA from Pocillopora verrucosa, 1086 nucleotides. The record is from RefSeq and is a predicted model, not a curated record. NCBI's taxonomy places the organism in Eukaryota, Metazoa, Cnidaria, Anthozoa, Scleractinia, Pocilloporidae.
CAAGCGACGAAGCUACAUCGCCUUGGCCUUCAUCUGGCUCAGUAUCCUGGAAAUCGUGGCAACUCUCCACCUGAGGACAAACAACUCUUCACAAUCCUUUGCCAAGAACUGCUCACUGCUUUUAAGAAAGAGUCAGCUGAGAGCGGAAAGCCACGACUUCUGCUAACAGCCGCCGUAGCCGCUGGUUAUGCAACAAUUGACAAGGCAUACGAGAUCAGCAAAUUAGCUGGCAUUUUAGACUUUAUCAACCUGAUGGCAUACGAUCUUCAUGGAAGCUGGGAUUCCCAGACAGGGCAUCACACUGCUUUGGAGGGUCCCACAGGUGAUAAACUUACAGUCUCCCACGCAGUGCAAUAUUGGAUGGAUAAGGGUAUGCCGUGUAAGAAAAUCGCUCUAGGAUUAGGAACUUAUGGCCGAGCAUUUAAGCUUGUCAAUCCGAAUAAGAAUGGACUGGGAGCUUCGGCCAGUGGAAAGGCUACCCCAGGGAAAUACACCAGAGAAGGGGGAUUCCUGUCCUAUUACGAGAUUUGUACAAUGGGUCUGACCGUGGUACAGGACAACACAGUGAAAGCCCCGUAUGGAUACAAAGGAGACCAGUGGGUGGGGUACGAUGAUGAGAUGAGUUUGACACUGAAAGUGAACUCUGUCAUUAAAGAAAAAAAUCUGCUGGGUGCCAUGUUCUGGGCGCUGGAUCUGGAUGAUUUCAAGGGUUCUUUUUGCAAAAAAGGGAGGUAUCCUCUGAUGAAUGCCGUCAAGCAAGCAUUAGGGGGAGGAGGCGGGGGAACAAGACCUCCCAUCCCCUCCCCAUGGCCAGAACCUAGUACCCAGCCCCCUUCUGCUGGGCCUCCUACAGGUGGACCUCCAUCUGGAUCUUGCCAUGCUAUAGGGGCGUGGCAAGGGAAUGCAGGCAUGGAUAAAUGGUGUAAUGAAAACUGUGCCCGGGGAAACUGUCCAGGGGAUUUGUGUGCAUGUACUUAAGAAAGCAAGAGGCCUUCUAUCGGACAAGAAGUAUCAGACUAAUCAUUGUAGUAGGGGAAAAGAGAACGCCUAUUAAACGUUGAAAGUGAAGGGAUUUGUGUUUGUGUG